Coprinopsis cinerea okayama7#130 is the source of this 315-nucleotide messenger RNA. RefSeq lists its product as hypothetical. The transcript has a single exon. The record is from RefSeq and is a predicted model, not a curated record. Lineage: Eukaryota; Fungi; Basidiomycota; Agaricomycetes; Agaricales; Psathyrellaceae. The coding region runs from base 1 to 315 and encodes 104 amino acids.
AUGCCGACCCCCGGACCAUCCUCCACCAUCAUAUACCGAGCAGCUCUACGAGAUACUUCAUUCGACCCCAACGACCUUCCUCCGCUUCAGUAUCCUCCUACACCAACGCCUCCAUCUGUUCCCCCGAAAGAGAUCAUCGACGUCGAUGAUCCUACUCAACCAUGGAAUCAACCUUUAGGCUCUAAACUAAACCCAAUUUGGGUUCGCGACUUUAUCUCCCGCCUUCGUCAAAUUGGAAUUCCGACAUGCAACCUCUGCCGAAAGACGGGUCACCUUGCUAGCCGAUGCAAGGGCAAAGGUAAACUCCAGGAGUAG